AUGAAUGAGAAUAAAUCUUUACAUGCCAAAAGAUAGUCAGCAUUAUCAUUAUUGAAUCCUCCAUAAACUACUGCUUUGUCUUGGUGCAUUGUUACUUCAAUUGGAGAUGAACUAGCUAGCAAAUCUCCUUCCUUGAAGUUAGAGGUUGCAAGUCUUACCAAGAUAAUGACAGCUUAUACGGCGAUACAAUUAUCCGAUAUAAUCUAAUUUUAGAAUGAAACCUUUAUUCGUAUUCCUAGAAUUGCCACAUAGAUAGGAGGGACAUCGGCCUUUUUAAGAAGGGAUGACACAUUGUCUUUAGAAGAAUUGUUAUAUGCACUCAUGUUACCCUCAGGAAAUGAUGCUGCGAUAUCUAUUGCACUGCAUUUUGGAUCGAUACUAAAUACUCAUCGAAGAUAAAAGAUUGCCAGUUACAUCACAUGUGACACUAUCUAAGGGUUCUAUGAUGAUACUCAAAUGAGUAACAUGAAUAGAUUUGUAAGAUAAAUGAACGAGAAUGCAAUGAAAUUAGGCAUGAGAGAUUCUUAAUUUUCAAAUCCACAUGGUCUCAGUUCAAAAGCUAAUAAAUCAACAGCAUUAGACAUGUGUAGAAUGAGUUCAGCUUAUAUGAAGAUUCCCAUUUUAAAACAAAUUUGCAAUAGCAAAUCCUAUUCUUGUAGAAAUUAUGAGUGGUUUAAUACUAAUUAAUUGUUGCAUUUUGAAAAUUAUUCAGGAAUUAAAACAGGAAUAACACCUAAUGCUGGUGCUUGUCUUGCUGUCUCUUAUGAGAGUUUGUUGGGAUCUAUAAUAGUAGUCUUGAUAGGAGCAAAGGAUUAAAAAAGGCGAUUUGAAGAAACUGACAAACUCAUUAACUGGGUAUCCAGAGAAUAUACAUUGUAUUUUAAUAAAACCAUGUAUGCUCCUCCUCGGACUGCCCAAAGCAAAGGCAGAUCAUUUAUUAUAAAAAAACAAGUAUGA
This is a messenger RNA of Paramecium tetraurelia, 957 nucleotides long. RefSeq lists its product as uncharacterized. The transcript is spliced from 4 exons. Lineage: Eukaryota; Ciliophora; Oligohymenophorea; Peniculida; Parameciidae. The record is from RefSeq and is a predicted model, not a curated record. Gene Ontology annotation, biological process: proteolysis. Gene Ontology annotation, molecular function: serine-type D-Ala-D-Ala carboxypeptidase activity.